AUGUGGGGAUUCCGUGCAAUCAUUAAUAAAACUGUUUCUUUAGAACAAACAUUUUGUCAACAAACCAGAAACACAUUUGUCUUAAGGAGGCGAUGGGCACCACCAUUACACAAGAAAGGUGGAAAGGUAUCAAAACUAAAAUCCAAACACUUUGUAUAUGAUUUAGUUGAAGAUAGCAAUCUUGCGAAGAAGCCGGAUUUAAAAGUAGUUUUAAAUCAGUUUGUUGAUGGUGUUGGUAAUACUGGAGACAUUCUUUCACUACGCCCAAAUAUUGCAUACAAAGAAUUCUUGUUACCUGGGCUUGCAGUGUAUGCAACUCCUGAGAACAUGCAAAAGUAUAAACCUGAAGAAAAUAAAAUAAAGGAAACAACUGAAUACAGCUCUCCAUAUGUUCAGAGGACAAUGGGUUGCUUAUCACGAAUUGUUCUACAAAUCACAAUGAGCAAAACUACACCCUGGAAGCUAGAACCUUGGCAUAUAAGAACAUCAUUUCGAAAGGCUGGCUUUGUUGUACCUGAGGAUGCUAUUACAAUGCCGAGUAAAGAAAUCACAGGACCAGAUCUAUCGCUACAAGAGAAAGAGUUUUAUAUUACAGUCAAGAUUAAUAAUAAAGAAGAAGUAAAUGUAAGAUGCCGUAUCCACCACUGGGCUACGGGCCUGGAAAGAUUACCAUGGGAUGAAUUUCAUUGGAAAAAGCCAUUGGAGCCUCUCUUUCCAGAACAAGCAGAAAUUUUAGAGAAAAUACCUUUACCAAAUUAG
Molecule: messenger RNA, 759 nt
Organism: Leptosia nina
Lineage: Eukaryota; Metazoa; Arthropoda; Insecta; Lepidoptera; Pieridae
Source: the annotation of a GenBank genome assembly